Messenger RNA from Pistacia vera, 716 nucleotides. RefSeq names its product 13 kDa ribonucleoprotein-associated protein-like. The coding region runs from base 100 to 486 and encodes 128 amino acids. Gene Ontology annotation, cellular component: box C/D methylation guide snoRNP complex; precatalytic spliceosome; small-subunit processome. NCBI's taxonomy places the organism in Eukaryota, Viridiplantae, Streptophyta, Magnoliopsida, Sapindales, Anacardiaceae. The record is from RefSeq and is a predicted model, not a curated record. The transcript is spliced from 4 exons. Gene Ontology annotation, biological process: ribosome biogenesis; maturation of SSU-rRNA; mRNA splicing, via spliceosome. Gene Ontology annotation, molecular function: RNA binding.
CGACUCCAUCUGUCCCGUCUUAAACCCUAAACCUAAAGACUUUCGUGUUCUUAGAGAAACCCUAGCCUCCCUUUUUGCUACUUCAAUUCAGCUGCGAAAAUGACCGGAGAAGCAGUGAACCCAAAGGCAUACCCACUUGCCGAUUCUCACCUCACCAUUACAAUACUGGACCUUGUUCAGCAAGCAGCCAACUACAAGCAGCUGAAAAAGGGCGCUAAUGAAGCCACAAAGACCCUCAACAGGGGUAUCUCCGAGUUCAUUGUCAUGGCUGCUGAUACUGAGCCUCUCGAGAUUCUUCUUCAUCUUCCCCUUCUUGCUGAAGAUAAGAAUGUUCCCUAUGUUUUUGUCCCGUCAAAGCAGGCUCUUGGCCGAGCAUGUGGUGUCACAAGACCUGUCAUUGCUUGCUCUGUGACAUCAAAUGAGGCGAGUCAGUUGAAGACUCAAAUUCAACAACUCAAGGAUGCCAUCGAAAAGCUAUUGAUAUAAAAUAUAAUGGGAUAUGCAUUCGGUGUGAUGGGCCUCUUGGAUAGUGGUCACUCCUUUAGAGGCUUUGACUGAUGGAGUUGUUGUACCACUGAGGAAUGGAGCUUCUAAUGUAACCUCUAUAUUUUAAACUCUUUCUAUUUUCCAUGUUUUGCAUUGUGAGAAAACUUUGGCAUUAUUAAUAUUAAUACCAAAUUCAGGACGAAUGAUUCUAGAAGCAGUUGUUAUAGUUU